AUGUUGGUUCGAACACUGACUGACAGAGAGGAUUCCGAGGAAAGCACACAGCUGCUGGACAAGCCCAAGGAGGUUCUUUUAGCAGGGAUCAUGCGUUUUUUGAAGCAUCCGGACAUCAAGUAUGAGCACAUCGUCACCUUACAGGAUGCUGUCACGCCGUUCAAGAUGUCUUACCUCGACGACAUCGAUGCCAGACUUGAAGUUUUGACACACACACUCCAGUACCUAGAUACCGACAUGAGGAAGAACCCGUUGAAAUAUGGUGGUAUAGACCUGAGAGUGGUUAGUAAGCUGACCUGGGCAUUGAUAAUGAUUGCGUCGAUGAACUACGUUCGUGAUCUUCAUGACGAGGCGGAAGAAAGUAUAGGAGAUGAGGAAAAUGAAGAAGAUGCAAACCAUUGGGUAUUAGACUGGAAUGACACUUGCCAUAUCGUCUACUUGGAGGUCAUCCGGAUUUGGGAGUUACUCAAACUCGUUCCAACGAGUUGA
This is a messenger RNA of Colletotrichum godetiae, 489 nucleotides long. RefSeq lists its product as uncharacterized. Lineage: Eukaryota; Fungi; Ascomycota; Sordariomycetes; Glomerellales; Glomerellaceae. The record is from RefSeq and is a predicted model, not a curated record. The transcript has a single exon. Bases 1 to 489 code for a protein of 162 amino acids.